Messenger RNA from Lycium ferocissimum, 534 nucleotides. Its product is annotated as UDP-glucuronic acid decarboxylase 5-like. The coding region runs from base 7 to 507 and encodes 166 amino acids. Gene Ontology annotation, cellular component: cytoplasm. Lineage: Eukaryota; Viridiplantae; Streptophyta; Magnoliopsida; Solanales; Solanaceae. Gene Ontology annotation, biological process: D-xylose metabolic process. Gene Ontology annotation, molecular function: UDP-glucuronate decarboxylase activity; NAD+ binding. The transcript is spliced from 6 exons. The record is from RefSeq and is a predicted model, not a curated record.
CCUAACAUGAGAAUUUUGGUUACUGGAGGAGCUGGAUUUAUUGGUUCGCACCUAGUAGACAAAUUGAUGGAGAAUGAGAAGAAUGAGGUUAUUGUUGUGGACAACUUUUUCACUGGUUCGAAGGAUAAUCUUAAAAAAUGGAUUGGUCAUCCCAGAUUUGAGCUUAGGCGCCAUGAUGUGACCGAGCCCUUGUUAGUUAAAGUUGAUAAGAUUUAUCAUCUUGCAUGUCCUGCUUCUCCAAUUUUCUACAAGUACAAUCCCAUUAAGACCAUAAAGACUAGUGUCAUUGGCACGCUAAAUAUGUUGGGCUUAGCAAAGCGUACCAGAGCAAGGAUUCUGCUCACGUCAACCUCAGAGGUUUACGGUGACCCUCUUGUGCAUCCCCAACCCGAGAGCUAUUGGGGUAAUGUCAACUCAAUUGGAGUUCGGAGCUGUUAUGAUGAAGGGAAGCGUGUGGCAGAGACAUUGAUGUUUGACUACCACCGACAGCAUGGGAUUGGUAAUUAGUUGUUUCUUUGAUACUAUUCAGGUUCU